Messenger RNA from Syngnathoides biaculeatus (alligator pipefish), 3523 nucleotides. RefSeq names its product E3 ubiquitin/ISG15 ligase TRIM25-like. NCBI's taxonomy places the organism in Eukaryota, Metazoa, Chordata, Actinopteri, Syngnathiformes, Syngnathidae. The record is from RefSeq and is a predicted model, not a curated record. Bases 168 to 2021 code for a protein of 617 amino acids. Gene Ontology annotation, molecular function: protein binding. The transcript has 10 exons.
CUACAGGGUUCUUGGCGAAUGGAAUGGAUGACACAGCGGAAGAGUUAUUUUAGAACCAUAUCUGCUCCCAAAGGUCCAAACCCGCCCCAGUCACAACAAACCGGAGAGCGCGCCCAAGAGUGGCACGCCAAUAAAGAGCCCCUCCGGUCCGGUUCGGUUCGGCGGCGAUGGCCCACCACGCCAACAUCUCGGUGACCGAGAGCCAGUUUCGAUGCCCCAUCUGCCUGGACGUCCUCCAGGACCCGGUGUCCAUCCCGUGCGGACACACCUACUGCAUGGCCUGCAUCAACGGCUACUGGGACCAGGCCGAGCCGCCGGCGCACUUCAGCUGCCCGCAGUGCCGCGAGGCGUUCAGCCCUCGGCCGGUGCUCCGCCGCAACACCGUCCUGGCCGAGGUGGUGGCCAAGCUCAAGCCGAGAGAAGCCUUCGCGUCGGAGCUCCACGCGCCGGAGCUCUACGUGGGCGCCGCGGGCCAGGUGCCUUGCGACUUCUGCCCGCCGGAGAGCAAGCUGGCGGCGACCAAGUCGUGCCUGGUGUGCCUGGCCUCCUUCUGCGAGGCUCACGUGCUGCCACACCGGGAGGUGGGAACCUUGCGGCGGCACAAGCUGGUGGCCGCCGUGGAGUGUCCCGCCGAGCGGCUGUGCGCGCAGCAUCGCCUCGGACUGCAGCCGCGAACCGGGGGCGACGCGCCGGAGGGGGCCGAGGUGGAGUGGAGCGGAGACUGCCUGCUGUGUGAGGCGGACUGGAAGGAGGUGCACCCCGGCGAGGCGCAGAGGGCUCGGAGACAGGUUCAGCUUCAGGAGUCCCAGAGGACAGUUCAGGGCAAAAUCCGAAGUUGUGAGCGUGAGCUGGAGGAGUUUGAGCAGAGUUUGGAGUCCCUCAAGGUGUCAGCCUUGGCUGUUUUGGAGGACAGUGAGGCAGUUUUUGCCGACAUGGCGAUACGACUGGAGAAGACCAAGGCAGAGGUCCGAGCACGUCUGGAAGCUCGAGAGCGAGCUUUGGUCAGUCGUGCCGAGCGGGAUGCCGAAACUCUGGGGAAAGAUCUGGAUGAGCUGAGGAGGCGAGACCGGGAGAUUGAAAGACUUCUUCAGAUGGAGGACAACGAACAGUUUCUUCAGGCAGCGCCGAUGCUCUGCCUUCCCGUCCCAGCCGCUGCCCGACCCUCGGUCACGUCCAGCCCCACCGCCGAGGCUUUCAGUGGGGCAAGGAGGGCCCUGGGGCGUCUACGCAGCCGCCUGGAGGACGUCUGCCGAGAGGAGGUGGAGUCCAUCAACAGGGCCGUUAAUGAGAACAACGUGGCACUUGGUGGGUGUGUUAAAGGUGUUGUAAACGCAACUGCAGAGAACUUCAAGCCUCCACAUUCACCCCGAGACUCACAACAAGACUCCCAGGUGUUCGUGUCGUCGUUCUCUCUGUCCUCGUUGCCACUACAGCCAGCCGACCAAAGGAUGAGGGCUGUCUUCCUCAGGUUCUCCUGUCAUCUGUCCUUGGACCCGGACACGGCCCACCCCACACUGGUCCUGUUUGACAGGAACCAGGGUGCCCACUGCGGUGAAGAGCUUCAGUUGUACCCGACUCACCCUCAGCGCUUCGACUCUGUGGCUCAGGUCCUGUGCCGCGAGGGCCAGUUUGGCGACGCCAGUUACUGGGAGGUAGAAUGGCGAGGCGGCGGGUGGAUCGACAUCGGUGCCACCUACAGACGGAUCGGACGUAAGGGCGGCGGAAAACCCUGCCUGCUGGGCCGCAAUGAGAACUCUUGGAGACUCCGCUGUACUCACACGGGUUACGCCGCCUGGCACGACAACCGCAAGACCACCGUGGCCGCGCCACCGUGCCCGCGCAUCGGCGUCUUCCUGGAGCGCCACAAGGGGGCGCUGUCCUUCUACAGCGUGUCUGACAGCGUGGUGCUGUUGCACACAUUCAGAUGUGCCGUCUCGCAGCCAAUCUUCCCGGCCUUCCGCCUGGACCUGGACUCCACUCUCCUCCUUUGUCCCCACGAGGCUCCUCCUCCGGGGCACUAAAUAGCGGAGAAGUUCUCAAGCUGGAAUAAUUAAUUUUUUAUUUUCCAAAAUACAGUGAACCCCCUAAAUAUUUGCAGUUUGGCAUUUCUUUACAAAAUUACUGCUUUGGCGCCAUCUGGUAGCAUUUUGUUGCCAAGCAACUAUUUUGGACUGAGGGGCAGGAGCUUCAUUUAACAUAGUCUAAUAGAAAAAAAAGUGCUUUGCCACCGUCCUAUGGAAUCUAUAGCCAAUUCAAAACUUUUUGUGGGUGAUCAUCAAUGACUCAUGGAUUUCAUUUUUUGCGGUAGGACUCAGAUCCUAUUUCCUGCAAAUAGCGAGUGUUCACACGAUGUAAAAACCCCAGACACAGGUCAAAGAAAUUCAUCGUCCAAGUACAGUGGAACCUCUGAAAUCCAACGCUCAGGUCAAUCAAAAAUACUGUAUGGCUAUUUUCCUCUGCUAUUUAUGUGACAAAAUUCUCAUACGAUUUCAACAUACUUACUUGAGAAAAUACACCUUUAUUAUUGUUUCAGAAAAAAUAUUACUUUACUCCCAUAAAUUAAGGUUAUUCUCACAACAUUACGGCUUGUUUUCUCAAAUUAAAAACAAAUUUUCUCUGCCUUAAUUCUCAUAAGGAUGAUGUUAUUUUCUUGUAAUAUUGUGAUUUUUUUUUUUUUUUGGGGGGAGGACACUUUUUUCCAAUAUUUUGACUUUUUAGGCCCGAAAAUACAAUUUAAAUUUUACAACACCCCUUCCCCAAAACAUAUUUUUUUCUUCUGAAAAACUCACUUUUUUUCCAGCAUAAAAUUCUAUUAAAUUUCUGUCUUUUCUAACAAUUUGGGAGUUUUAUAUCUCAAAGAUUACAAAUUUAAUCUCGGAUUUUGUUUAAUUUAUGUUUCUUUAAAAUAUCGUCUGUUUUGCUACAGUUUAGGCGCAAAACUUUAUUUCAUUACUUCCUACAGGAAGUUUUAUUUUAAAUGGAUUGUGAUGGACAUGAGAGGUUCCACUGGUUAAAAAAAAUUAAAACAAUAAAAUAAAACUCAUCAACAAGCUCAGGUACAUCUAACGCUGUGGACACUGAGAUCGUGUGAUUGAGUGUUGCCUUACAACCCGAAAACUGGAACUGAAAACAGUUUUUCAAGUCUUCAUAUGCAUGAUAAAAUAGACAAAUAUGCAAUUAUUACUUACAUACUAGUAGCAUCUCCAUUCACUAAUAACUCCAUGCUGUGCACCAUCAAAUGAGGUCCGCUGUGGGAGAUAUUAUGAAUAAUGGUCACUUUUGAAAGGUAUUAAAUGAACAAUGUGUCGAGUAUUGCGCUUGUAGUCUGCAGUGGCCCAAGUUAGCAACGCUUGAAACACCCCAUGAAGUGCAUUGCUGUAAAUGUACUAAACUGCCUUAUUUUUUUCUUUAUACUUAAGUGACCCUUUUCCCAUGUGCUGUCAAGUUUGCUGUAUGUAUCAAUGUCAUUGAAAGCUUAUAUUAAUAAUAAUAAUAAUAAGAAGAAGAAUAAAAAAAACCCAAA